GGAAGAGAAAAAAAGCAAGCACUGUCUGACAUCACAUCAACCGGUAAUUUAUUGUCGACAUUAUGCCGAUGCGGUGCACUACGAUCCAUACGUACCGUCAUACAUCCAUAGUCUCUUAAGAACUUUGUAUUCCCAUAAGACAUCUUUUUAUUUGUUCGGUUUCUCGCAACGGCGUGCUGUAUAACCCGUUUACUUAUUUAUCUAUCCGUCCAUCUUGCGAGGUGUUGCCGAAUGACCGAUGGCCCGGGGCGAUAUGACUGGUGAUAACAGCGUUGGGUGUACGGCGCUGCGAUGGGCAGGUUACGAAUUCGAGGUGCGGGAUGUGGGUAGGGGGUCACCACCGUCCUGCACGGAUGCGACGUCCCCGGAAACUCCGUUCCUGGACGGGAAAAGUUGGGAUGGGAAUAGUUGCGCUUUGGAUAGCGGGGUUCAGAGGAUGCGGGCGGAAGACAGUGCUUGGAGCGGGGGAGUCGGACUAGGGUUGGGGCUCGGAAUUGGAGCUGGAGAAGGGCCGUCAGUGCAGCCACCGAUUUCUCCAUCUUAUCCAUUCUCAAGGAUGCAGUUGCAGGAUGGCCUUAGUCCUGCUGGGUUGAAAUCCGUCAGUGAGGAAUGUGGGGGUUGGGUAGAGGAUGGGAUCAUGAUUCCACCAUUGGGUGAGAAUGGUGAUGAUAUUUUUGGCAUGGAUAUAGAUCUUGAGUUUGCUUUGGCGGGUGAAGAUCUUGGUAUGGUGGAGAUGCCAGCGCUAGUCAUGCCAGAGUUCAUCCCCGAUAACGGAUUCAGCAAGCAAGAGGGCAGGCCUGUGCCUUCCCCUUCUCCCUCUCCGGAUUUUCGUGUGAAAAGGCGACAUACCGAUAGUGAUAAAACUAAUAAAACUACCUGGCAUGCAGAACCACUCCCAACUUUUCCAGAGGGGAAAUAUAACUUCCUAGGGGUUGGAUCAAGCGCUCAUAGCGCAAGCUUUCUGUCGCCGUCCUUCUCAUCUCUCCCAAUCUCCUCAACGGGGACAACACCUACCCCGCCUUUAAGUGAGGGUGGGGGAAGUCUGGUCCGAAGGACUUCCUCCAAACGCCGACGUAGCGAGAAACGCUCGUCAAGCAGGUGUGUAUUCUGCACGAUUCCCGACAGACCAAAGGACAACCAGAAAAUAUUCCUGCAGAACCUCCCCUGCGAGAUACUUCUCCUCAUAUUCGAGUUCUCUUUCAUCUCACCAACAAAGUUCCCCAAGUGUGAGCACCGCCGUAACCUGCCCUCGGGGCAUAUAUCCCGAAGGGCUACAGCCCCGAUCUUCACAAGUUCCGAACCUCAACCGGCACAGCCGCUAUCGAGCGAUCAAAAUGGGGCAGCGGCGGCAGCGUCGACGGAGGUGAAAAUCGACGAGUCAGAUCCCCCGCGAUUACCCGAUCACCUGAGGAUUUACAGUGCAAAGACUCUACUUUAUAUUUCCUUGACAUGCACCCGGUUCAACGAAAUUCUCAUGGAUAGUCACGUCGACGCCACGUUCUGGCGCUCAGCAGCACGCUUCUGUUGGAACUGGCUGCCGGAGAAUCUUUGCGAUGUACAGGGCCGGGAGGAGUCUCAUCAGACUAGCUGGCGAAAUCUGGUUGGGGUGUUUAUGCGGAGUGAGAACGGGUUGAUUAAGCAGAAAGGCGGUGGGAAAGGUGGUGUCGAAUCAUUUGGUGGGAAUAAGGGGUGCGUGCCAGCUACAUUAUGGAAGGAUGAACAGGCUAGAAGAGCGGUGGUAGGUAGCGAGGGGAUGAAGAAGAAAAAGAAGUUGUUACUUGUUUGUGCACAACCCGGCCCAGACCAGCUUCAGGUCUUUCCUGAUAAGGAGGGGGGGUAUACGCUUUGUUUGAGCCUUAGGGCCGGGAAAGAUUCUUUUGUCACCUUGGACGAGUAUGGGACGUUCGGAAAGAAGCCUGCUCGGCGGCCUGGAGGAUUGAAGUGGAGCACGAGAGGCAUAGGGUAUUUUCCUCCAGAUAUAUAUGAAGUCGAAGGGGAUCGAUAUCAGCUUGUCAAGGUUCGGCUCAGGAGAGAAGCGUCCAUCUCCACGUUCAGCUCUGUUAAGGCUCAUCCCAAGCCAGCAGUCAAAGAGAUUGUAACGUGGGACCUGAAUUGUCUGCCGGAGUACGUUGCUGAUCCCAAAGCAAGCGUUGCCCGAUGCACUAGCUGGGAGGGAACCCUAGUGUUCAACCUAUUCACCCAUGGCGGUGGGGAGGAUCAAGAUGGUGGUAUAGAAGCUCUUAUGGACCCCCCGGAGGACCCUCGUAUAUUUUGUGUGGAAUCGCUCGGAUACCCUGGCUGUCACUCGACUGGUAAGGCCACUGCGACGCCUAUGUCGGAGAAGAAGCGAGGUAAAAUGAGAGCGUCGUCUGUCCCACUGCCUGGGGAGCAAGGAACGGUCUACCGCUGGCAGCAACUAUUUACAUACGAUCGUGCGGGGGAAUAUUCUCCGGCAGUGCACUUGCACUACGUAAUUUGUAACCUGAAGUUGAACAGCACCAAAGCUGUGGCCCUGAUCCGCUGGAACAUCCGAACGACAAAAUCCAAUGAGGAGCUAGUCGACCGAGAAUUCAGGAUCGUGGAUUUAAAAACUGGAGGUGUGCUCCGAACAUUAUCCUUCCCGAACCUGUACUGGGAUCACAGACAUCACGACAUGAGUGUGGAAUACAACCUCAUGAGGCAUCAAAAGAUGAGUAGAUUAUACAAUCACCUGGGCCCCGGCGAAUCCAUGGGCGCUGGCAACCGCUGCACCCGCAUCCACACAGACGCCUUUGUACUGACGGAAACCACACUAAUCAGCGGCUCGCACGACUACUGCAACUGGGUCUGGGACCUAAGCUCCCCACCACCGCCACCCCCGAAUCCGCCACCAGUUUUCACAGCAAGCCACAACGAGGCUGGUCUACACGACCCAUUUACGGUCCUCGACGACUUCUACUGGUCCUCGGCACCGGAGCCCGGCAAGGAACUCUGGAACACCAACAACGAGCGUGCGGGAUGGUGGGUGCGCACGCCAAACCAGGUGCUAUGCUUUUGGCACAACAUCUCCAUCUCCCCCGAGGGCCGCUUCUUCGCUGUUUGCCGGCCCGGCAAAUUGUUUGUCUGGGAUCUGCUCAACGGAGGGGGCAACAAGGUCGUCGGAUUCACGAAUAUCCCUCCCGGCGCACCGGCUUCUACGCGUUGGCUGGGGAGGUUAUCCGAAAGCGCGAGUGGUCUCAAGCACUUGCUCAGGCAUUGGUUCGUCUGGGAAAAUGUCCUGCCGGAGCAGGGUCUUUGGCUCCUCUACGAUGAUUUCACCACUGUAUAUCUUGACCGCGACGAUAUUCUUUCAGCGGCUGGAUUGGGUAAACGUGCGGAAUGGAUGUUCCACAGGGAGGACUUUGAGAUGUCUGAGGAUGAGGGCGAACAUGGUCAAUGUCAACAUGUUCAUGGACGACGGCGAAGGUCGGAAUUUGAUGAUGAUUGCAGUGAAGGUGAUGACUGUGAAGAUUACUAUGAAACCUCUUCUGACUUUGACGAGGAGGGAGAGGAACACGAAGCUAAGAAGAAGCGGCGCACCGAGGAGUGGGAGAUGUUGAGUUUUGAGGCGGAGGAGGAUUUGACGUUUAGGUGA
Messenger RNA from Tuber melanosporum (Perigord truffle), 3613 nucleotides. RefSeq lists its product as uncharacterized. Bases 239 to 3613 code for a protein of 1124 amino acids. The transcript is spliced from 3 exons. NCBI's taxonomy places the organism in Eukaryota, Fungi, Ascomycota, Pezizomycetes, Pezizales, Tuberaceae. The record is from RefSeq and is a predicted model, not a curated record.